CGAUGAUUAACUGAAAUUGUAAAUCGACAGUACCCUACAUUACCAAAAUGCCUUUGCCUACGCUUAAAUUAGUUAUCUCCAAUUCGUCGUCUUCUUCAAAGUACGACGCAACCCUCACUUUCAACCUCUGCAACCCCUCAUUGAUGUCACUCUCACCUAUCUCUCCCUAUCCUCACCCAUUGUCGCCUUCCUCCCCCACUGCAUGAACAAGGAUCGUCUAAUCCCACACUCCGUCGCUGUCGAUAUUAUCCCCAGAUUCCCUGAAUCCGGUUGUAAAAUCAAACCCUAAUCCAAUUCCGAUCUAGUCGCCGGAAUUCGUCGCGCAAUGUCCGUCGCCGGAGAGCUGCGAACCCGGACGCUCGGCGCCACCGAACGAAGCUGGUGCAAGGCGGUGCCCGGCGGCACCGGAAUAACCGUCAUGGCUCUCCUUCUCGCCAGACCUCCCGACGCCGAUUGCCUCCAGAGAUCGCUCCGCCGCCUCCAGAUUAACCACCCAAUCCUCAAUUCGAAGCUCCGGUUCGAUUCCCCCGCGAAUUCGUACUCCUACGUCACCUCCGCAGCGCCUUACGUCGAAGUCCGGCGGUUCGAUCUCCAAUUGACGUCUGAAAUUCUCCGGAACAGUUUCCCGGGCGAGUACGGCUCCAUUCCGCCCUUCCAUCUCCUUCUAGAACACGAGCUGAACAGCAACACGUGGCAGAAUCCUGACCAUUCAUCGGAUAUUGAUCUCUUCUUGUCGAGCUUAUACACUCUGGAGGAUAACCGUUGGGUUGCUACGAUUAGGGUUCAUACGUCCGUGUGCGACAGAGCGUCGGCUCUGACGCUGCUUCAGGAACUUCUGGAGAUGAACGGAGGAGGAAAAGGAGAUUCAGAAAUGGAAUUGGGGAAGGAGAUCGAGGUUAAUUUACCGAUUGAGGAAUACAUUCCUAGCGGACAGGGGAACAAGCCAUUCUGGGCGCGUGGCGUGGACGUGUUAGGGUACUCGUUGAAUUCAUUCCGAUUGGGGAAUUUGAGUUUUCAGGACACCAUCUCCGGCAGAAUGUCGCGCGUUGUCAGGUUGCAGAUCGACGGCGAAGGCACCGGCCGGAUUCUAUCUAGUUGUCAACGUAACGAAAUAAAAUUGUUCGAGCUUCUUGCCGCGGCGGGAUUACUCGCUACUCAUUCAUCGAAAGGGAUUCCCGAAGGCCAAUGGGAAAAAUAUGCCCUCGUAACUCUCAUGGAUUGCCGUUCCGUUCUCGAUCCUCCGCUCUGCAGCAACCAUAUUGGUUUUUAUCACUCUGCAAUUCUGAAUUCUCACGACAUAAAAGGCGGCGAAGAUUUGCUCGAGCUGACGAAGCGAGUCCAUUCGUCGUUCGAGACUGCGAAGAGCAACAAGAAGCAUUUUACCGACAUGGGCGACGUAAACUUUCUGAUGUGCAAGGCUAUCGAGAAUCCCGGCCUGACGUCGAUGGGAUCGCUCCGAACUUCGCUUAUAUCCGUCUUCGAGGACCUCGUGAUCGACGCUUCGAAUGAGCUUCAUAAGGGCCUCGGCUUGGAAGACUUCAUCGGAUGCUCGUCGGUGCACGGUGUGGGGCCGUCGAUUGCGAUAUUCGACGCGAUUCGAGACGGGAAACUCGAUUGCGCUUGCGUUUUCCCAUUCCCGCUGCACUCGAGGGAGCAAAUGCAGGAGCUCGUCGACAAAAUGAAACGGAUUCUUCUCGAAGGAACGACCAAAUGACGUUAUAUCGAUCGAUCGCGGAGUUUAUUCGUAAGUAAAACCCUGCGCUUCGUUAGCUCGUUGUUUUUAUGUUUUCUUGAAUCCAUCGAAUUCGAGUUAUCCGUUUGUUAAAGCUUCGUUAAAACUUUCGCGUUUAAUUUUAAGAUUAGACCCUUCCGCUUAAUGCAAAUAUUCGUCGAAUCUAUAUAAAAA
Molecule: messenger RNA, 1906 nt
Organism: Andrographis paniculata
Lineage: Eukaryota; Viridiplantae; Streptophyta; Magnoliopsida; Lamiales; Acanthaceae
Exons: 3
Coding region: 326-1714 (462 amino acids)
Source: RefSeq, a predicted model, not a curated record